Puccinia graminis f. sp. tritici CRL 75-36-700-3 is the source of this 4127-nucleotide messenger RNA. RefSeq lists its product as uncharacterized. The transcript has 6 exons. The record is from RefSeq and is a predicted model, not a curated record. The coding region runs from base 1 to 2997 and encodes 998 amino acids. Lineage: Eukaryota; Fungi; Basidiomycota; Pucciniomycetes; Pucciniales; Pucciniaceae. Gene Ontology annotation, molecular function: steryl-beta-glucosidase activity. Gene Ontology annotation, biological process: ergosteryl 3-beta-D-glucoside catabolic process.
AUGUCCGAAGCUUAUCAGACCUCCCGGCUGACCGGUAAACAGGUCCCACACUUCUACAUCCACUCAGACACACGUCACUUCAAGGACACCUCAGGAAGGACGCUGAUUCUCAGAGGGGUCAACCUAUCUGGCUCGGCCAAAGUCCCACGAGACCAUCCCCAACACGUCCUACACAACUUCUGGGAAUCCGCCGAACAGGACGGCCAACCCACCCAAUCGAACUCGUACACUCAAGCUAACCCGGAUUCCUCCUACUCCUCCAAUUCCUCAACCGCCGACUCAUCCUCCUUCAACUUCGAUACCCAGAACUUGACCCCUACCACCACCUCUAUUCCCAUCUCUCAGAAGAACCAGCCUCCGAACUCCAACGGGAUUAGCUAUAUCGGUCAGAACUUGAACCUUCAGGAUGGCUCCGCAGAUGUCCAUCUGACCCGUCUGCGCCAAUGGGGCUUCAAUUGCUUACGCUUUGUUACCGUCUGGGAAGCUCUUGAGCAUCAAGGCCCUGGUCAAUAUGAUGACGACUACAUGGAAUAUGUCGUGGCGAUGCUACGUAAAUGUAAGGAAUAUGGGUUCCGUGUUUACAUGGAUCCUCAUCAAGACCUGUUCUCACGAUUUUGUGGAGGAUCGGGCGCGCCUCUAUGGACACUAUAUGCGUGUGGGUUGAAUCCGCGGAACUUCACGGUGACCGGGGCGGCAUAUCUACAGGCAGAAUGGCCGCACCCGGACAGCCCGGAUCCGGAGUCCUUCCCGGCGAUGAUCUGGGCGACGAACUACAACCGAUUGGCGUGUCAGACGGUCAACACGAUGUUCUGGGCCGGACGAGAUUACGCGCCGAAGUGCAUAAUCGACGGGGUCAAUAUCCAGGAUUACCUUCAGUACCAUUUCCUCGAAGCUUAUCGUCGUUUGGCCAUGAAGUUGGCAAGUGCUGGGGAUCUGCUCGACGAGACUGUGAUCGGCUGGGACAGCAUCAACGAACCUAAUCAUGGCUAUCUCGGUCUCCAUAACCUGAUGGCCAUCCCUGAUGAAGUACCUCUGCGGAUCGGGCCGACCCCGACGGGCUAUCAGGGUCUCAAGAUGGGCAUGGGCGGGUCAUGCAAGCUGGAAAACUACAGGUUUGGGCCACUUGGACCGCAACGAGAUGGGAGCGUAGUGGUGGACCCUAAGGGCAAGCGGGCCUGGCUUCAUCCGAGUGCCGAGCCCAAUGGCUUAUCGGGAUAUGGAUGGCGAAGAGAUCCGGGAUGGGUGUUAGGAACCUGUAUUUGGGCCCAACAUGGGAUCUGGGAUCCCGAGACCGACGCCGUCCUCAAACCUCAUUACUUCAACGAAUCCCGACAGGACCCUAAUAAACCCGUCGACUUUGCCAGCCAAUAUUGGCGCCCUCAUCUUAACGCUUAUUGUCAUAUGAUCCGUCAGAUCCAUCCUGAAGCUAUCCUCUUCGUUCAUCCUCCCGUCUUCGAAAUCCCUCCUGAUCUCAGUCCUUCCGUCUUACCUAUCCUCAAACAUCGUUCCGUAUUUAGUAGUCAUUUCUAUGAUGGCUUGACUUUGGUCACCAAGCAUUGGAAUUGGUUUAAUGCGGACGCUUUGGGAAUCCUUCGUGGUAAAUAUCCGUCGGUUGUCUUUGGUUUGAAGAUUGGUGAAACUGCUAUCCGAAAAUGUAUGCGAGCUCAAUUAGGAAUGCUCAAGCAAGAUGGACUCGAGAAGAUGGGAGAGUUUCCGACGAUGAUGGGUGAGAUUGGAAUUCCAUACGAUUUGGAUAAGUCGAAAGCAUACAAAGACGGAGAUUACAGCAACCAAAUCAAGGCCAUGGAUGCCUCCUUGAACGCAUGUGAUGGUGAGAACAUGUUGAGCUAUACGCUGUGGACCUAUUGUCCCUCGAACUCGCACCAAUGGGGAGACCUAUGGAACGGGGAGGACCUGAGUCUCUGGAGCUCGGAUGACGCGAUGUACCAAGGCUCGACCUAUGCGGAAAAGUCGAGCCGACAUGGGAAGGUUUUAGGGCGACCGUUCCAGUACAAUUACGGGGCCCAGUCGGCCGGGCCGACGCCGAAUGCAUCCGCAGUGACAUUGAACCACCGCUCGACGGAUGUGUCGGAGACCGAUCUGGUGCGCAAGGGGAUGUUCACGCCGAUGGAUGGCUCGAGUUCGAACACGAGUCUCGAGCUGGGGCUGAUGAACUUGAACGAUGGAGCGCGGGCCUUGCCGGCGUUCUGUCGGCCGUUCCCGGUGGCCAUUGUGGGUGUGCCGAGUUACUUCAACUUCGACAUCCACAGCGCCAGUUUCGAGUUGACGGUCGAGGUGGAUGCGGAGAAGGAUGGCGGGCUGGGCUGGGGCAACGAGGAGUUGCCGACGGAGAUCUAUGUGCCUGCGGUCCAUUUCGGAUCCGCCUCUGCUGACCCAGGCGGUCUUAAGCGUCGCGUGGCCUCUGAGAACGAUGCUCGCAAUCCCGAGCAUUGGCCCGUCGGACGCUCCUCCGAUGCCUCCCUCCCACUGCCCAUCGGCCACGACCAUACCCUCCUCAAUCCCGCCACCGGCUCCCCUGCUGGUGUUCAGGGUCUCCCCUUCGACCCCCAUCGCUUCAAGGAUACCCUCCAACUUGAGGUCUCCGUCUCCGCUGGUAGAUGGGAAACCGACGGACAGAUCCUCCGUUGGUUCUAUCCUAGAAAACCUCUCAACGGUAAUAAAACCGCUAGCUACACUCUCAAAGUUCGCAGGAAAUUCGGACCCAUCCUCUUCACUGACGGUCAUACUAAUCUCUGCGAGCCCUCUGGGCCACUGAAUAUCAGCACCAGUGGCGCAAGCCGAAUCGGAAUAGGCUACCAACACCGUGAACGGAAGCCUAAGGGCUCGGAGAACUUCGGCCGGACGAAGAAAGUGUUGAGCUCUAUUGAACAACAUGCUCGACUGCGCGCUAUCUGGAAGGAACAUGUGUCCGCUAAUCCGUCGCUCAAUUCUAAUGCCUUUGCGGCUCCGUCUUCUUCCUCUUCUUCCUCUGCCUAACCUCCCCCCUUGAUCUCCUUCUUUCAAUAAAUUGCUUUUUUUUUUCCUCCGGGUCUUUGUUGUAUAAAUGAUCUGUAUCCUCUAGUAGACUGUUUUACCAUUUUCACAUAUCCCUCUGCCGUUUCUUUAUGGUUCCUUCAUCUCCUUCUUUUCUCCUUCUUCCUCGCCAUUCGUCAGUUCUUUGGGUGCUGCUUUUAUAUCUGCAUGGCAGGAUCUUCUCUUUUCCUUUUUUUGGAUUUCAAGUUUCUUUUUUCUUCCUCUUUGAUUUGGUCCAAUUUUCUUUGUGUUUGUGUUUGCAUGCAUAUCAAUCAAUGAUGAUUGUGAAUAUCAAUGAUCUCAUGGAUUUCUGUCAAGUUUCAAAACCAGAUCAAUAAAAUACUAACCUUGCUUCUGUUUUCUUUUUCUUUUCCUUCCUUUUUUUGGGGGCAACCAUUUCAACCUUGACCAAUCCAAAUUCUAACCAACCCAUUGAAAUUCUUAUCCGCGUGGGUGAUCUGACUUGAAAUGCAAAUUGGGGCUUCACAGGAUGGGCAUGUGGCAAAGUGUGAUCAACUUUGUGCUUUUCUUCUUCAACCUAUCCUGGCCUUCUUCCAACUCCAACUCCAACUCAACCUCACCCAAUUCACCAGACUCUUCUUCCUCUUCCUCUUCUUCUUCCCCUUACAUGAGAAACUCUAACAAGGAAGGCCACCAUCAUCCCUCCCAACUAAAAAAACUUUAACCCUCGAUCCUCAUGUAUUUUAUUUGUUUAUUUGGACCUCGUUAUCGUUUCCCCCCCACCCACCCCCCCUCCUUUGGCUGUGUUCUUUUUCUUUUUUUUUGAGCUUGUCUUACAUACAAAAAACAUUGUUGUUUAGAUUGCAAUUGUUCUAUUACUUAGCAUUCUUGUUUCUGAGAUUCAUUGGUUGUGAUUGAUUGAUACUAUCAUGCAUAACCAUCUUACAGACUAUCUUAUAACAGUACUACCUUCAUACAUUACAGAUAAAAGUCCUCCAUACUUACUUGGUUAUCUUCUUUUUUCUUUUGGUUCACUUUUUUCUUUUAUCAAUAUUGCAUGUUGUUUCUUUUAGAUAUGCAAGUCAACUUGCUUGGUCAGACUUGUCAACAAUAAAAAUUUGAGCUGACAGUCC